Molecule: messenger RNA, 1519 nt
Organism: Cottoperca gobio
Lineage: Eukaryota; Metazoa; Chordata; Actinopteri; Perciformes; Bovichtidae
Product: SLAIN motif-containing protein-like
Exons: 8
Coding region: 1-1278 (425 amino acids)
Biological process (GO): positive regulation of microtubule polymerization; cytoplasmic microtubule organization; microtubule nucleation
Cellular component (GO): microtubule plus-end
Source: RefSeq, a predicted model, not a curated record
AUGGAACUCCAAAACCAAUUGGGCGAUUGGAGCCGGUAUUUCUGCAAUCAGCCACCAGUGGAGUUAGAUACGAGUCCAAAGCAUCAUCUUCUCUGCAAUGAGUUGAUAAGCAGCUCUGUAAGGAUGGAGGACAAUUCAGAUCCAUUCUGCAGGAUCUGGACGGACGCUGAGCAAGAAAGAGUCAAGAAUCGUAACAAUCGGUCAUUUGCCAUGGACGCCAGAAUAAGACUAGAUCAUUUAAAGUCAGGGUGUAAUUCAACCUUGCCUUGCUGUGCCACGGAUGGGACGUUGUACAACUAUAACUGUCAAAAAGACAGUGACAGUGAAGACUCACAGGAAGAAGAGUCUGCUUUGGACUCGGUAGAGCUCCUUGAGGUAGAGGACAAUGUGCAGGAUGAAGAGAGCUGUAUUCCUCACAGGUUAUAUGAGUCUCCAAACAAGCAGGAGUGUGUGGAGAGAAGUGAGUCUGCUCUCAGAUGGUGUCGACACGUCCUGGAUAAUCCCAGUCCUGACAUGGAGGCGGUAUGUCGUUCGCUGAUAAAUAGGCUGAAUCACAGAUCAAGCAGUCACUUCUACAGACGUCCUGCAGUUUAUCAUCACAAUGUGGGCUCCUCUACAGACAAAACAUAUUUCAGCACAACACACAGUAUCUCAGACAGUUCAGAUAAUAAGAUGCGCAUCUUCCAUGACUCCAUAACCACAAGUUACAGACUACAGGACAUCACAGAUGUCCACAUCAUGGCUCGUAUACAGGAAGCCAGUUUAAGACAGGCCUAUGUUUCCACGCCUGCCAGGAGGAGAAGCCCUGAGCCACCACUUGGUUGCUCGACGUCACUGAACUCUUCCACUCGCCAGUCACCAACAUCACUAGCUAAGCAGGGCUGCCAAAGUCCAAAACUGGCCAGACUUCACCAGCAAGUCACCCAGUUUAAACUGCUGAAACUCGCUCAGAAUCAAGAAACAUCCCCAGGCAGGACAAGGUCACCUCUGCGGACCAGCCUCCGCUCCCUCCAGGCUGUAAGGAACAGCAGAAGUUUAGACACAGACGACGGCCAAUUUGCUGAGGAAAUCACUUCCCCAGCAUCAGCGUCCGUGCACGACUCGUUGCACUCAGUGAGAGCCUCCUCGGACCAGCUGCUGAGGUCUCAGUCUCUCAGCCCCAGCAGAAUCCCUCACCCUGCGAAGGGAUACCUGUCUGUUCACGGACGUGUUUUUGCCUCACCUGACAGGUCGACCACCAAAGCUUGGGGCAGAAAUGUGCCGUACACUCAAUGGUGAACACCAGUGAAUCCCUGAUAGUAGCAUAGUAUGAUGAUAGAUUUAAAACAUUAAGACAUUUAUGUCAAAUCUUGUAUUUAUUUACUUGUAAGCUUGCCUGCAUAAUUUAUAACAAUGUCGGGGACUAGCUAGUUACAUGUAAUGGAGUUACUAAAUUAAAUUACAAAGGAAAUGUUAUUGUAAUCAGUUACAGACUAAAUGCAAUAAAAUACAGUUACUAAUCAAAAUGUUGGUGAUUACA